UGUGUGACAGAAACUUAAAAGAAAAAAUAUAAGUGAAGUCUCUUUCAGAAGUAGUAAAAAAAGAUGUCUACUUUUGGCUUGAGUUUUCUAGUAUUUUGUAUUCUAGGAAUAUGUUUAGAUGCUAGCCAUGCACAAUUACAACUCAAUUUCUAUGCCAAGAGCUGUCCAAAAGCAGAGAAAAUUAUUCAGGACUAUGUCUAUAAGCACAUCCCAAAGGCUCCAUCUCUUGCAGCUGCCUUAUUGAGACUUCAUUUCCAUGAUUGCUUUGUCAGGGGUUGUGAUGGUUCUGUACUUCUGAAUUUCACUUCGAGCACGAAAAAUCAAACAGAGAAAGUGGCUAUCCCUAAUCAAACAUUGAGAGGUUUCUCAUUCAUUGAUGGUGUGAAGAAAAUAGUUGAAGCUGAAUGCCCUGGAGUUGUCUCUUGUGCUGACAUUGUUACCUUGGUUGCUAGAGACUCUGUUGUGGUCACUGGAGGACCUUACUGGAAUGUACCAACAGGUAGAAGAGAUGGAAAAAUAUCUAAUGCUUCUGAAGCCUUGGCAAAUAUUCCACCUCCAACUAGUAACUUGUCUAGUCUCCAGACUUCUUUUGCCAACAAGGGUCUUGAUCUGAAAGACUUGGUCCUCUUAUCAGGCGCUCACACUAUUGGAAUCUCUCAUUGUUCUUCAUUUUCAACACGUUUGUACAAUUUCACCGGUGUUUUGGGCACACAAGAUCCAUCUCUAGACAGUGAAUAUGCAUCCAAUCUUAAGGCCAAAAAAUGCAAAUCAAUCAACGACAAUACAACAAUAGUUGAGAUGGAUCCAGGUAGUUUCAGGACAUUCGAUCUUAGCUACUACAAGCUUCUUCUCAAAAGAAGAGGCCUAUUCCAAUCUGAUGCAGCCUUAACAACAAGUGCUACAACAAAAUCAUUCAUCAACCAGCUAGUUCAGGGUUCACUCAAAGAAUUCAACGUCGAAUUUGCUAAGGCCAUGGAGAAAAUGGGAAGGAUAGAAGUUAAGACUGGAUCUGCUGGUGAAAUUAGAAAACAAUGUGCAUUUGUGAACCAUUAGAGAAACUAUCUUUGCACUUGAAUUUCGAAUUUUUUUUGGUUCUAUGCUUGUGUUUUGUUACUCUACUUUGUUGGGAUUAUUGUGUAAUAAGUAUUACUGUUUUUUUUUUUUUUUUAAUAGUAUGCGUGUAAUUCUACUUUUGUACCUUGAUGUGGCUUUCCAAAUAAAAUUCCAA
Molecule: messenger RNA, 1228 nt
Organism: Capsicum annuum
Lineage: Eukaryota; Viridiplantae; Streptophyta; Magnoliopsida; Solanales; Solanaceae
Product: peroxidase 3
Exons: 4
Coding region: 64-1053 (329 amino acids)
Biological process (GO): response to oxidative stress; hydrogen peroxide catabolic process
Cellular component (GO): plasmodesma; plant-type cell wall
Molecular function (GO): heme binding; peroxidase activity
Source: RefSeq, a predicted model, not a curated record